AUAACGUCUCCCUACCCCCACUGUUUGAGCAAACCUCUGUCAUUUCCAGUCCAGAGACUGUCAUCAUGAAGACGCUUUUGAUUUUGUUUGUUUUAAUGAACUUGGACACACUUCUGAAGACAGGACACUGCAUAGUAACACAAGACCAAGUUCUAUCAAUCACACCGACAACACAGGAACAAGUUGACAUCUUAAAGAAUGUGUCCACCCAAUAUGAGACAGUCUUAUGGCAGCCUGUUUCACAUCACUACAUCAAAGAAGAUACUCAAGUUCACCUGUUUGUACCUGCAAACAGCUCGUCGACUGUCAAGGAUCUGCUGCAGAGGCACAGCAUAACACAUCAUGUGUUACUGGCCAAUGCCAAUGAAUUGAUUGAAAUGCAGAUGAGGAACGGCUCCACAGACCCACGAAGCGGCUCAACUUACUAUGAGAGAUAUCACAGUCUGGGGGAUAUCUAUCAUUGGAUAAACAGGACCGCGCAGGAAAACCCAGACAAAGUCAAAAUCAUUCUCCUUGGCUCUUCAUAUGAGAAGCGUCCACUCUAUGCUCUGAAGUUGACUUUUAAUGACAGACCAAAUAAGAAAGCAAUGUGGAUUGACUGUGGGAUCCACGCCAGAGAGUGGAUCUCUCCUGCUUUCUGUUUAUGGUUUGUACAAUAUUCCCUGGGUUUUUACACUUUCAACUCAGACAUCACUUCCAUUUUGGACAACAUGGAUGUUUACGUCCUGCCUGUGAUGAACCCUGAUGGAUACCAUUACACAUGGACAUCAAACCGGAUGUGGAGGAAGAACCGCUCUGUCAGCAACAACUGCAUCGGAGUCGACCUCAAUAGAAACUUUGAUGCAAACUGGUGCACGGAGGGAGCCUCUGAUCAGCCCUGCAGUGACAUCUACUGUGGUGCGUUCCCGGAAUCAGAGCCAGAGUCGGAGGCCGUGGCGAACUUCCUGCGCAGUCACAAGGACACGGUUCAGCUCUACCUCACCAUCCACUCAUACUCUCAGAUGCUGCUCUUCCCCUACUCCUACACCUUUGAUGAAGCAGAGAACCACAAUGACCUGCUUGAGAUGGCCCAAGAAGCUACACGGAAAAUCAGAAGAUAUUAUCAGAACACCUACAAGUAUGGUUCUGGGGCCAAGACAAUAUACCUGGCUCCUGGUGGAUCUGAUGACUGGGCAUACAACCUCGGCAUCAAAUACUCCUUCACAUUUGAGCUUCAGGACCGCGGACGUUACGGCUUCCUCCUGCCACCAUCAUUUAUUCCCAAGGCCUGCAAUGAAGCUCUGAUCGCUGUGAAGACCAUCGCUCUGAAGGUUAUAGAGAAGACAAAGGCUCCUCCUCAAACUGUUUAAGCAACUGCCAUUAAGGUUAAGAGUUUUCAAAUAAAGACCUGUAAGAGUG
Messenger RNA from Scomber japonicus (chub mackerel), 1398 nucleotides. It is a transcript of the gene cpb2, whose product is annotated as carboxypeptidase B2 (plasma). Gene Ontology annotation, biological process: fibrinolysis; proteolysis. The coding region runs from base 66 to 1349 and encodes 427 amino acids. The record is from RefSeq and is a predicted model, not a curated record. The transcript has 11 exons. NCBI's taxonomy places the organism in Eukaryota, Metazoa, Chordata, Actinopteri, Scombriformes, Scombridae. Gene Ontology annotation, molecular function: zinc ion binding; metallocarboxypeptidase activity.